Leptosia nina is the source of this 1863-nucleotide messenger RNA. The record is from the annotation of a GenBank genome assembly. NCBI's taxonomy places the organism in Eukaryota, Metazoa, Arthropoda, Insecta, Lepidoptera, Pieridae.
AUGGAGGCGGGCUGGUGGUCGCCGUCUCCGUCGGCCUCUCCGCCGCCGCCGCCGCCCCGUGCCGUGCCGCCCCGCUGCCGCUGCCGCUGCCGCUCCACGCAGCCGCUCUCCAACAGCUACAACUGCCUACCACAUUACGAUGGAUGGCCUGACUUGGAAGAUGAGUCGACCGGCGGAGCCCUACGCGAGCGGGAGCUUCGGUCUCUCCAUCGUACUGUGCCCGCCCUAAGACGCCGAGAACUUGACACCCGUGCCAUCAAACAUCACUUUUAUCCCGAGGGAGGAUGGGGGUGGAUAGUCUGUGGUGCGGCGUUCCUGGCUCACUUGCUUUCAACUGGACUCCAGCUUGCGUAUGGGGCACUACACGUCUACGCUUUGCGACACCUGGGCCCGGCCGCUGACCACGCAGUUUGGGCAGGUGCCAUCUGCGUAGGGGUGUCACGUGCUGCAGGCGCCAUCGUAACCUGCCGCAGAAGAUCUCCUCGACUAGCAGCCCUGUUGGGAGGCAUUCUCUUACCGCUUGCAUGUCUCUUCACGUCAUUCGCUACGCAGCUCCAUCAAACGCUUUUGAGUUAUGGUGUGGUUCUGGGUAUCGGCUGUGGCCUGGUUCGAGAAGCAGCCAGCCUUGUCCUAGGCACGUACUUCAGAAGACGGAGACAGUUCGUGGAACUUGUAGCUCAUGCGGGGGGAGGUGUGGGCAUAGCUCUCUUCAGCGUUGCCUACAAAGAGGCUGUAGGGAAACUGGGAUGGCGUCUUGGUCUCCAAGCGAUCACGGGCAUAUUGAUACUAGCAUUUUUCCUAAGUGCUGUAUAUCGCAGCGCUUCUCUUUAUCAUCCACAGCGUAGAGCCAUCUUGCAUCUCAAAAACCAACGGAAAAAGGUGAAGGAAAAGAAAGGCCUAAAAAAGCCCCAGUUUAUCGACCUGAGUCCGCUACAGUCCCGGCCCGCAAAAGUUUUGCUAUUAGCAGCGAGUAUGGCGGCGUUUGGUCUGUACACCCCCGUAUUUUUCUUGGCUCUUCAAGGUUUUCAAGAAGGUUUAGAAGAGAGUGCUCUGGUUCUGCUUCAAACGUUUCUGGGUUUCGCGGCAGUGCUGGGGUGCGCUGGCUUCGGUUUGGUGCUUGUAAGGCCGUCCGCACAGUGUCUCGUUUCCAAACAGUACCUCUGUCAAACGGCAAUGCUGGGCAUAGGAAUAUCAAUAUUAGCGCUGAGCAGCGUCGAAGGUUAUCACGGGUACGUGCUCUUCGCUUGGAUGUACGGCCUGUGCCUGGGCGGUUUUCUCUACUCUAUGAAAAUGCUUACAAUGGAACGGGUUCGGGGUCGGCACUUCACCAAAGUUUGGAGUUUCGUUCAAGGCGCCGAAGCGAUUCCUGUUAUAGUCGGCGUGCCAGUGACCGGUUAUAUAAAUCAGCAGGUGCCUAGAGCCGGCUUUUAUUUCUCCACGGCAUCAACUUUGAUCGGGGCUAUACUAUUAUUUUUCGUGGGUUUUUCCAAACGGGAACCCGACCCUCCUUUGCUGCCCGCGCCGACGAUUUCCGAAGCGUGUUUGUGUUUGACGCCACCGCGAUGUGAACCGGCAUGGUGCGCGUGUAGUGCUGGCGGUGCGACCACUUAUUGCGCGUGGACUGGUUCCUCCUGCAGCACGACACGUCUACCCAAGUCUCUCUCGUACGGUGCGCCAUUAAAUAGACCCUGUUGCUCAGCCGCUCAAUACCCGGAGUGCUGCCGACGUGUUACGCUCCGCCCUUCUCGCAGUGUCCCCGAAGGUCUAGCGCGUCGGGGAACUUGGAGCCGAGCGGGUUCCUGCAGAGCUCACUGUCCACGCCGUGAACAUCAUUUGAUAGAACAAAUCACAACUUCUGUAUGA